UCAUUAUAUAUGAAGAUAUAUUCUCGGAAAAUAAAAGUAACCAUAACCAACAACAAAAUUUGAUGUGAAAUGCGACACAAUAGGCUCUAAGAAACCAAACGUUGUCGCUUGAAGCUCUUGACUCCAAGGGGGACGACGAAGAAAACGCCACCGUUUUCAUUUGGAUAAGACGAGGGCAAAAGGGGUUUUGGGGUUUUACUAGCUGCAAUCAAUGUGUGAAUGAGCAUAUAUCUCUAUAGUCUUUUCCUUGCAAGAUUCUUCUUUCUGUUUAUUUGAUUUGGCUCAAAAGAUUGCAGAGUCCAAAUAUUUCUGGACCAAUAGAAACUAUCCGCAAAGAAAAGCGUACUUCUUUACACGGGUUUCCAUCUCUAAUUCUACUACUUUAAUGAGGCACUAAAUGAAGGUUAUUCUAGAUGUGGCAGAGACCUGUAUCAUCAUUUGUAGAACAACUUGAGAGGAGUUUGCACUGAAUUGUGAUAAUUUUCUUCUUUUCCGGAUUCGAACUCGAUAAUUGCCAGAGUUUGACAGAUACACUUGCUGCCGGAUUAAGCUUUAGUUGCAAUUGUGAUAAUUCCUUGAAAUAUUGGUGGCGGCAAAACAAAUGCUGAAUUGCUUAUGGCUUAAAGGCUUUCUGUUCUUUCAGUGAUAAUCUUUUUCAUCCUUUUGUUUUACUGUUGAUUUAUGUUUCAUAUUUCCUUGCUCAACAAUAGUUCGGCAUUCACAUGGUAAUCUAUUUCUUCUUGUGAGUGGAGAAAAAUGUUUUUCCUUCAAACAGUUACUAUGCCAAAAUUCUUUUCACCUCUCUGUUCAGUGAAUAUCGAGCCUAAUGUGCUCUUCCUUCCAUCAAAUUUUCCUCAAAGUUCUCUUUAUACUCAUACUUUAAGCACUCGUUGCUGUUUGGAAUAUGUCUUGCUGUCUUCCCCACAUCGUGGACACAUCAUAAGACCUUUUUCUUGUCUUGCUUAUUCAAGGAAAUCUGAUUCAGAACCUGACCCUGGAGCUAAAUCCAGACCCAAAAGUAGACGUAAAACAAGAAACUGCAGUCCAGAAGCUGCAGAUGCUCAAAAGGAAGAUGAAAAUCCUGGAAUGAUCUUCCCAACAAGCGCUACAUGGAAACCAACGCAUGGUCAUAGGAGUGAAGCAGAUGCUGUUGAGGAUUUUGUACGUGACACACUUGAACGGACAUUUGCAUCAAUUCAACAGCAAAACCCAGAAAUGUUAGAGAAUAAAGGAAAUAUAACGAAGGACAAAGUUAAUGAUAAUAUAGAUUCUGAAACCAGUGACGACGACGACGACGACGAGCAAGAAGAUGAAGAUGAUGUUGGUAGAAGAAAAGGAAAGAAAAAGAAGAUGGUGGUUGAGGAGGAAAACCCAAAUUGGCCAUUGGAUGCUGACGUGGGUUGGGGAAUUAGAGCAUCAGAGUAUUUUCAGAAACAUCCAAUCAAGAAUGUUGUGGGGGAAGAUGGAUUCGAGAUUGACUGGGAAGGGGAGAUAGAGGAUAACUGGGUGAAUGAGAUUAAUUGUCUUGAGUGGGAGAGCUAUGCUUUUCAUCCUAGCCCAUUGAUUGUUCUUGCUUUUGAAAGAUAUAACAGGGCAACUGAUAACUGGAAGACUUUGAAAGAGCUGGAGAAGGCGGUCAAGGUGUAUUGGAGUGCAAAGGAUCGAUUGCCUCCUCGGUCAGUGAAGAUAGACGUCAAUAUUGAGAAAGAUUUAGCAUAUGCUCUUAAAGUUAAAGAAUGCCCCCAAAUUCUCUUUUUACGAGGAAACAGGAUCGUUUAUAGGGAGAGAGACUUCCGAACUGCUGAUGAGUUGGUCCAGAUGAUUGCACAUUUCUACUACAAUGCAAAGAAGCCUCCGUGUGUUAAUGAUGCAGCUCUAUCUCCACCUUAUUAACUUGCCAGCACAAGGUGGAUUAUCUCAGGCGGGAGAGCCGGGAAAGUGUGUGACCAGCUGGGAUUGCAAAGACAGUAAGAGCUGCAAGGAUGAAUGCAACAAAAACUAUCCCCAAGGAUAUGGACUCUGCGUGGGCAACCCGAAAACCUGCUUAUGCAGCUACAAUUGUCGUUAAAAAUUGCUAUAGAAUUGUAUGUAUGCGAGUGAAAAAUCAAUGCACCAUAGAGAAUAAACAAGAUGCAGAACUUCAAAAAGUUUAAUGAUAAAAAUUAUCCAUUUUAUCAAA
This is a messenger RNA of Ricinus communis (castor bean), 2179 nucleotides long. Its product is annotated as thioredoxin-like fold domain-containing protein MRL7, chloroplastic. The transcript has 6 exons. Gene Ontology annotation, cellular component: chloroplast stroma. Gene Ontology annotation, biological process: chloroplast organization; regulation of DNA-templated transcription. The record is from RefSeq and is a predicted model, not a curated record. The coding region runs from base 757 to 1893 and encodes 378 amino acids. Lineage: Eukaryota; Viridiplantae; Streptophyta; Magnoliopsida; Malpighiales; Euphorbiaceae.